AUGAGGAAUUUACACACAUUUAAUGGCAUAAUACCGUUGACAUCCAGGAGGAUACUUCCUCCUGCGGUGAAACCGGUGCUGUUACUGUUGCUGUUCCAGCGAUAUAACAGUAGUGACUCUAAUAAUGAAGAUCUAGCACAACAACUCAAAGCAUCAUCAUUAGUCAAGAACCAUUUACAAUUGGCCAAGCUUAAGCAAUCCGAAGCGGCCCAAAUUGAAAAGAAGCAAAUACAAGAAAAGACCAAUCGAACAUUUAAACAAAACAUAAAGACGGUGGGAAGAAUUCUUCAAUUAGGUAAGCCCGAUAUCAAGCUUUUCCUAUUAGCUAUGGCAUUCAUCCUAUGUGCUGUUUUAUACCCCACCACUGCUGUUAAGUUAGUUGGAUCGGCACUUGAUGCAUAUAACCUAAACACAGUUGAUGAUGAGGGAUACUUGCUUAUAUGGGGAUAUAGAUACACUACCGUAUUCCAAUUCAUGGUUCCAUUCAUGUGUUUAUCUGCAGUUUGUUUCUGGGCCAGAAUUUGGGUAUUGAAAAUACUUGGAGAAAGAUUAGUGGCAAGGUUACGGUUUAGAGUAAUGAAAUCCUUGCUUCGUCACGAUUCCAAAUUUUACGACAAUGAAAAGAAUAAAGUUGGUGAUUUGAUUUCAAGAUUGUCAAGUGAUGCAUACAUUGUCUCGCGAUCCAUAACUAGUAAUUUACCUGAUGGGUUAAAGAACUUAUUAUUUGGGGUUAUAAGUGCAUAUAUGAUGUAUCUGAUCAACCCUAUUCUUUUUGGAGUCAUGUGUUUGAUUUCACCUCCGAUUACAUUUGGAUCAGUAUGGUAUGGAGAAAAGAUUCGUAAGCUUUCGACAAGGUUGCAAAAUGCCACGGCAGGAAUGACUAAAAUAAGUGAAGAAACUUUGAAUGCGAUAAAGUUAGUCAAGGCAUUUACAGGUGAGCUGAAAGAGCUUGAUAAAUAUAGUGCCAAGAUUAGACAAACGGUCAAUGUUGCCAAACAAGAAGCUCUAGCCCAGUCUAAUUACCUGGUUUCAAUCUACUCGUUAUACCAUACCGGUUAUUUAUCAUGUGUGGCUCUUGGUCUUUAUCUUAUCAUGAAUGGACAAAUGACUACCGGUGAUGUCGUUGCAUUUACCAUGUACCUGGAAUUCUUCAAUGCGUCAUUAUACAGUUUAACCACGACAUAUUUGGAAUUAAUGAAAGGUGCCGGUGCUGGGGUCAAGCUUUUUGAAUUGAUGGACUAUAAAAGUGAAGUUCCACCAGUUGUAGGUGAGAAGAAACCAGCUCAUAUCAGAAAUGACAUUGAAUUCAAAGAUGUGGUUUUCAGUUAUCCUACUCGUUCACAAGACUUGAUAUUCAAUGGAUGUAAUUUUAAAAUUAGAGCAGGAACAAGUACUUGUAUUGUUGCCCCUUCAGGUUGUGGUAAAUCCACUGUGGCUGCAUUAUUACUCCGAUCUUAUAAUUUACAGAGUGGACAAAUCUUGAUUGGUGGUAAAGAUAUAACUGAAUUACAGGUUCGUGAUUUGAGAAGGGAUAUAAUUGGGAUUGUUCAACAGGAGCCAUUAUUACUUCUGGGUACUAUUCUUGAGAACAUUGUGUAUGGAUUAACAUCAGCAGAAGUAAAAGACAUGUCCAUGGACGAGAUAAUUGAAGUUUGUAAACAAGCACAUUGUCACGAAUUUAUCAUGAGUUUACCUGAUGGAUAUGAUACUGUGAUUGGUGGAUCAGGCGGAGUUGCCCUUUCUGGGGGUCAGAAACAACGAGUGGCCAUUGCCAGAGCAUUGAUUAAAAAGCCAAGCGUAUUAAUAUUGGAUGAGGCUACUUCUGCAUUAGAUUCCAAAUCAGAAUCGUUAAUUAACGAAACGUUGAAGGAAUUAACCAGCGAAGGUAAAAUGACAAUCAUUUCAAUUGCACAUAGAUUAAGUACAAUUUCCAAAUCAGAGUAUGUUGUGGUGUUGGGAAGAAGACCGGGAGUUUCUGGUUCGCAAGUUGUUGAAGAAGGUAGGUUUGUGGAAUUAUUUGCUAAUCCAAACUCGGAACUUUCCAAAUUGUUGGAUGAAUCUGCACAUACGGAACCUGCUGAUUCGAUUGAAGAAAUUGAGCAUAUUAAUCGAGAAGCAAAAGAGAUUGAACAAGAGCAGAAAUUAAGCCAAUUAGACCACGUACGAAGCUUGGUAGAUCAAUUGUCGCCUGAGUUGCGUGAACAAUUAAUCAGUGAGGUAAACCAGGAAGCCCCAGUUGAACCCACCGAGAGAGUACGCGAUAGAUAA
Molecule: messenger RNA, 2268 nt
Organism: Spathaspora passalidarum NRRL Y-27907
Lineage: Eukaryota; Fungi; Ascomycota; Pichiomycetes; Serinales; Debaryomycetaceae
Gene: MDL2
Product: Mdl2p
Exons: 1
Coding region: 1-2268 (755 amino acids)
Biological process (GO): transmembrane transport
Cellular component (GO): membrane
Molecular function (GO): ABC-type oligopeptide transporter activity; ATP hydrolysis activity; ATP binding
Source: RefSeq, a predicted model, not a curated record